Desarmillaria tabescens is the source of this 2865-nucleotide messenger RNA. Its product is annotated as rab-GTPase-TBC domain-containing protein. The coding region runs from base 179 to 2644 and encodes 821 amino acids. Gene Ontology annotation, molecular function: GTPase activator activity. The record is from RefSeq and is a predicted model, not a curated record. Gene Ontology annotation, biological process: activation of GTPase activity. The transcript has 12 exons. NCBI's taxonomy places the organism in Eukaryota, Fungi, Basidiomycota, Agaricomycetes, Agaricales, Physalacriaceae.
UUUUGGUUACUGCGCUGCUGUGCAGUUGAGUGAUGUACCCCAUCCCUCCCGAUGGGCGAAGACAUUUCUUCCUCUUUUGAGAGUACCAUUUCUGCUUUUUCUACUAGUUCAGUGCGUUGCAUCCGUUUUCAUCAGCGCAUUUGUGCAUCUGAGCUCUAUAUUACUUCAGUCGGAUUCUAUGGUGGAGAUCAAGCACACUGAUUCUGUUCUCGGAUCUUCUUCCAGAGUCCAGCCCUUGGAGGAGGAUAGGUACCGCUUGGUGUACUCCAAGAGCAAGGUGUAUGUCAACCCGACAGCAUAUGCGAGAGAUAACAUUCCUGGCUUUGUGGCCCUUGUGAAACGAGAGGCCGUUAACCCGACAUAUCUUCUCGCCUGGAUUCCGGAGACGCUGUUGAAUGAAAAGGGGACCGACGAGUGGGACAAGUUCGUCAAGAUUGAGGAGAAGGCCCUAAUUGACGACGAAGAUGACGAUGUCGUCCUCAUCGACCUCCCAACACAGCGACCCGAGUCCUAUGCAUUCUCUGUCCCCUUGACCUCAAUAUAUUCCUUGGUCCUCUAUCCACCAUCCUUCUCAUCGUGGCAUGGGUCCAUCGGAAUCAACCUCAUCAACGGCGACACACUUCCUACGUUGUAUUUUCAUGACGACGAAUCACGUUCUUUCACCAUGCCAGCGCCUCAAACACAGAGGAAGCGAAACAGUGUCACAUCCUAUCCACCUGCACCAUCGCCUUCCGUAGCACUGAAUUCACCUAAACCCAAUUCAUGGGGUGGCGAGGACCUCCUGACCCGGCUACGUUCAUAUGCACAUGUUUUGCGAUCUACCCUGCAACCUUCACUAUUCCUCAUCGACCCUUCCCGAGCAGACAUUGAAGCACAUUCUACCCAAGUAUUUGACGACGAUGCUGUAGAUGACAUUCUCGCUCAGUCUUCAUACGCCAAUUCUCAUUCUCCUGUUCCAGCUCACCGGCGACCGCGACCACUCUCGACUUCAUCGCCGAAUCCCUACUCGAACCGCUCCUCUGUUCUUCACCGUUCUCUGGCUCCUCCAGCCACGAAUACGAACGGACAGUCAACCUCCCAAGCCCGUGUUGCACUCCUUCAGUCUUUCUCCAAUAUCACCCGAGCUACACGCCAUGCUGCACAGAAUAUUCUGUCUCAUCCUCUUGCAAAGCCCAUCGUACCCCAUCUACCCGACCCUGUCAAGAGUCUCGUAAACGCGAACGGAGAAUGGGAAUGGGGUAGCUGGGUUGAGAAAGGGGGUGUGGGCGAAUUCGAGAGUGCCAGGGUCUAUUUAGCGCGUUGGGCUAGGAUCGUUGCAGAAGAAGGCGAGCGUGCUCGACGGCGCGAGGCAGAUGCGCUCCCAUCGUCUUCUAACUUAGCCGAAGAAUCAUCCUCGUUAGGCAUUUUUGAGCUGCUCCAUUCAACGUCGAAUCUGCCAACACCCAAGACGUCGCGGAAUCCUAAUCAUCCUGUCAACGAGCUUAUGUGGUCCCAAUGGUUUGCCGAGGAUGGCAGGCCGACCGUUCGUAUCGAACAUAUGAGACGAGAAAUAUUCCGGCGAGGCAUAUCAGCUCGUGGGACGCUAAGACAGCGAAUAUGGCCCUUCCUAUUGGGUGUUUUUGAUUGGGACGUGACGUCCGAAGAACGAACCAAGAACUGGGAAGCGAAGAGGAAGCAGUAUCAGAAUAUCAAGGACGAGUGGUGUGGUGUUCCGGAAGUGUUCGACAGACCAGACGUUCUGGAGGAACGCCAUAGGAUCGACGUGGACUGUCGACGCACUGACCGGAGUCAGCCAUUGUUCUCAACACCACCGACCACAUCAUCAUCUACGCCAACUCCAGGCGAAGACGAUGAGAAGGAGAGGGCAAGGCGGUAUUCCACAAUCUCACCUAAUAUGAAUGACAUCGGGGCGCAGUCACCCAGCAAUGAACACAUAGACCGGCUGGCCGCCAUUCUCCUUACGUACAAUUUUUAUGAAAAGGAACUCGGGUACGUGCAAGGAAUGUCCGACCUUUGUGCGCCGGUAUAUGUAGUCAUGGAUGCUGAUGAAGAGUUAACGUUCUGGUGCUUUGUUGAAUUCAUGCAGCGGAUGAAACAGAACUUCCUCCGCGAUCAGAGCGGCAUGAAGAAGCAACUCUUGACUUUGCAGCAGCUCAUUGGCAUGAUGGAUCCAGAACUUUAUCGUCAUCUCGAAAAAACCGAUGGCUUGAAUCUAUUUUUCUGUUUUCGCUGGGUUCUCAUCGCAUUCAAGAGGGAGUUCCCCUUUGAUGACGUGCUGCGCUUGUGGGAAGUCUUGUGGACCGACUAUUAUAGCAAUGACUUCGUUCUAUUCGUGGCUUUGGCCGUCUUGGAGUCUCACAGAGACAUGAUUUUGCGGUAUCUGGUAGAGUUUGAUGAAAUUCUCAAGUACUGCAAUGAGCUAAGCAUGACCAUCGAACUAGACACGACACUGGCACAAGCCGAAGUGCUCUUCCUAUCUUUUGCGCAGCUUGUGGCAGACAUAGACAGGCGGCAAGCAGAGGAGGCGUAUUCCUCCCCGAAUCAAACCGGUCUUCGGAAUCGUGGGUCGAAUGAGGUGCAGGUUGCAAAUCUGCCGGAAUUAUCAAGCAAUUUGAGAGAACUACUACAGGCGGGACGGGCAUAGAACAUUCUCAUGACUGCGCCUUGAAGUGAAUAACCAGGCGCGCUCCCUCUUUUUCUAAAGUAUCGUGCUAGAUGGAUGGAUGGAUGUUUGAUUACCUGACGUUGCUCAACAGGAGCGUGCCGGGGUCUGUACUACAGCUUCCUGCAUGUAUAUAUAACACUAGCUAAUUGAUGUACACUAAAACACAAGAAAUAACGCUGCUACGGUACCGAACCAGUCCC